GGCGACACUGAUGAUUUAUAUAAUUCUGGUCUGGGUAAUAAACACACACACACAUAAACAUUCUCGAUUUUUUUUUCGCAUUUUACGACAUCAAUUCAUUUUCUGAAAUAUUCAAUACUAAUGAUUCUAAAAUGACAAUUCUAUGAUGAAUGUUUGAUAGCAAUCAUUCGAGAAUUUAGUCGCUUAAUUAAAAACAAACUACCGUGAUCAAUUUUUUCCAAAACCGAUAUUUGUCGUCAUCACUUCUUAUAUUACAUUAAUACUUUAAUUUCUACGUUUAAUACAAAGUCAUUUACAGUUAUGGGCAAUCUAUUAUCAUAUUUUAAAUCUUUAUUCGGUUCGCGUGAAAUGCGUAUAUUAAUACUCGGUUUAGAUGGUGCCGGUAAAACGACCAUCCUAUAUAGGCUUCAAGUGGGUGAAGUGGUCACUACAAUUCCAACUAUCGGUUUCAAUGUCGAACAAGUCACAUAUAAGAAUUUGAAAUUUCAAGUUUGGGACCUUGGUGGUCAAACAUCGAUUCGGCCGUAUUGGCGUUGUUAUUAUUCAAACACUGAUGCCAUUAUCUAUGUUGUCGAUAGUAGUGAUCGUGAACGAAUAGGUAUUUCCAAACAAGAAUUAGUGUCCAUGCUUGAGGAAGAAGAAUUAAAAAAUGCCAUACUAGUAGUGUUGGCCAAUAAACAAGAUAUGGAAAAUGCAUUAUCAGUGGCCGAAGUACAUAAUGAACUUGGUCUUGAUGUGCUAAAGAAUCGUACAUUUCAAAUAUUUAAAACAUCAGCCAUUAAAGGUGAUGGUCUUGAUGAGGCCAUGGAGUGGCUAUCAAAUUCAUUGACAGCGAAUAAAUAAUCUCGUCGAUGAUGGUGAUUAUAAUGAUAAAAAUGUCCGAUUUUGAUUUUAUACAUCCGAUUAUAUUCAAUACAAGUGGGAUUUUUUCUUCUUUUUUCAUGACCAAAAAAAAA
Messenger RNA from Dermatophagoides pteronyssinus (European house dust mite), 956 nucleotides. RefSeq names its product ADP ribosylation factor-like 1 (gene Arl1). Gene Ontology annotation, molecular function: GTPase activity; GTP binding. Lineage: Eukaryota; Metazoa; Arthropoda; Arachnida; Sarcoptiformes; Pyroglyphidae. The record is from RefSeq and is a predicted model, not a curated record.